AACAUCUCCAUCUCCAGCUCCUCUGCUACCACUUCAUCAUCAUCCUUCUUCUCAGAUCCAAUCUCUCUCUUCUAUUCUCUUCAGAGACUUCUUCCAGAGAGAGAGAGAAAUUAGCCCACUCUUUUCCAAUUUUACCCCUCCGAAACCGGUAGUGAUGGUUGAAGCUCAAACAUGGACAACAAGAAGAGGGAGUAACCCAAGAUUGGAAACAGAACAAGUAAUUGAAAUCCCAUCAACACCAACAGGUGAAUCAAGAUAUGGAGGUGGUGCUGGGAAUUCAUUGUCACCAACAAUCACAACAGGUUUAUUCAUAGGUUCAUGGUACUUAUCAAACAUUGGUGUUCUCUUAUUAAACAAGUACCUGUUAAGUAUCUAUGGAUUUAGGUAUCCAAUAUUCUUAACUAUGUUACAUAUGAUAUCAUGUGCAAUCUACAGUUUAAUUGCUAUACAUUGGUUAGAGCUAGUCCCAUUACAACAUAUUACUUCUAGAAGACAAUUCUUUAAGAUCUUUGGUUUGAGUGGGAUUUUCUGCUUCUCUGUUGUUUGUGGUAAUACAUCACUGAGGUAUUUGCCUGUUUCGUUCAAUCAAGCAAUUGGAGCUACUACACCAUUUUUUACAGCAAUUUUCGCAUUUCUGAUUACUUGUAAAAAAGAAACUGGGUCUGUCUACUGUGCAUUGUUGCCUGUUGUGUUAGGGAUUGUGUUAGCUAGUAAUAGCGAACCAUUGUUUCAUUUGUUUGGGUUUUUGGUUUGUAUUGGUUCUGUGGCUGGAAGAGGGUUGAAAUCUGUUGUGCAAGGGAUUUUGUUGACGUCUGAGGCCGAGAAGCUUCAUUCCAUGAAUUUGUUAUUGUAUAUGGCACCAAUGGCUGCGAUGAUUUUGUUGCCGUUUACGCUUUACAUUGAAGGGAAUGUAUUAGGGUUGACGAUUCAGAAAGCCAAAGAGGAUAGUUUUAUUGUCUUCUUGUUAUUGGGGAAUGCUACCGUGGCUUAUUUGGUGAAUUUGACUAAUUUCUUAGUCACGAAGCAUACAAGUGCAUUGACGCUGCAGGUUCUGGGUAAUGCUAAAGCUGCGGUAGCUGCUGUUGUGUCGGUUUUGAUUUUUAAGAAUCCGGUUACAAUUAUGGGAAUGACAGGAUUCGGUGUUACAAUUAUGGGUGUUGUUUGUUAUAGUGAAGCAAAGAAGAGAUCUAAAGUUACAGCCAAGUGAUAACAAUAUGCAAAUUUGCCAAUGGAUUCAAAGGUAUGAUCAAAAAGAGGGAUCUUCAUUCAAUCCUGUCCUCAGUUAUAUUGUUUUUUAUGUCUUAAAUUUUUUAGCUGAAUUCAUGUUGUUCAUCAAGAAAUAGAACGAACUUUUGAUUGAAUGUGAACUGAAUUUGGGCAUAUGAUGUGGUGUAAAGGAAAGGGUUCUCUUUCUCUUUUUUAUCUUCUUAGUGGGAGAUAGUGAACAAGAAAAGAUUCUUCGUUCACUGUCUCUCUGAAACUCAUAAUACAUUACAUACACUUUGAAUUUGUCUUGUAAUAUCAAUAUUUUGUUUGUUUAAGGUCAAAAGUAUAGGACACUGAUUGAAUUAUUUGUCUAUGAAGAAUCAUAUCUGUAAUCGAAUAUUGUGUAUGUUUAAGGUAGAAAGAAUUCAAUAUAGUGGAUUGUCUAAGAGAGGGGUAGAAAAAAGCUAAGCAAAACCUAUCUUUUACUUUCAGUGUAAUCAAAGCUUUCUUAUUCAUGUUUAUAGACCGCAUUUGUAACUUCCUUUUCUGUAAGAUUACUACUACUCCAGCUUUUAUGUUUUU
Molecule: messenger RNA, 1788 nt
Organism: Papaver somniferum (opium poppy)
Lineage: Eukaryota; Viridiplantae; Streptophyta; Magnoliopsida; Ranunculales; Papaveraceae
Product: probable sugar phosphate/phosphate translocator At1g12500
Exons: 1
Coding region: 155-1207 (350 amino acids)
Cellular component (GO): Golgi apparatus
Molecular function (GO): antiporter activity
Source: RefSeq, a predicted model, not a curated record